AGCUCUUUGCAUACCUACCAUGUCGGAGACCAAGGACUUCACUAUCGAGAUUGGCGAGGUUGCGCCGGUUACACCCACUGGCCAGCAAGCUCCGAAGGGACGAACGUUUGAAGACAUUAUCGAGAGAGUGUCUUCGUGUUUAUCAGAGUGGACCCCGUUCUGCCUCGUGGCAUCUUACUUCGUCUUCUCAACAUGCAUGUACAUGUACUGCAGCGAGGGCUUGAUUGCCGUGUUCUGGUUCAUUUACAUGUGCACAAACUUCUACAUCGCUGGAGCGACUGUUCUUGAGGCCUUCAUGAGUAUCACUCCCUGCCGUGAGGCAAGAGAGGUUAUCACCCAGGCAGAAGAAAAGGAUUGGCUGUUUCCCACAGCUCACAGCAAGCUACCGAUUCUGGAUCUCAUCAUUGUGGCAUACCUACCGAACGAGAAGAACAUCAUCGUGGACCGUGCCAUCUAUGCCUUGGAACAACUGGACUAUCCUCAGGACAAGAUCCGAAUUAACAUUCUCUAUAACACACCUGUCUCAAUCGAGCCUCUGGAAACCGAACUUCACGAACUGCCUCUGAAGUAUCCACAUGCUAGGGUCAUCAAGGUACCCAAUUCUACCUCGAAAGCAGACAACCUCAACUACUUCCUUACCCUGGACACUGGCUCUGACGUUAUUGCUGUCUACGACUGCGACCACUACCCGCAUCCAAACGGCCCUCGCUGGGCAGCCGAGCGCUUCAUGGCUGACACCGAAGUCGACAUUGUUCAAGGGCGAUGCAUUGUCUUCAAUUCUAACGACACUUUCCUCACCAGUAUGAUCGCUGUCGAGUUCGACAAGAUCUACGCCGUAUCACACCCAGGACGUUCCACGAUGUGGGGGUUUGGUUUGUUUUGCGGAAGUAACGGUUACUGGCGCACAAGUCUUCUUCGCGACAUGAAGAUGGACGGUUCUAUGCUGACCGAGGACAUCGACUCUGCGCUGCGAGCUUUUUCCCGUGGCUGUAAGACAGUCCAUGAUCUUAACGUCACUUCGUACGAGCUAGCACCCACAACAUUCGGUGCCUUCUGGAAGCAGCGUCUUCGAUGGGCCCAGGGCUGGGCUCAAGCUUCUAUGCGACACGCCAAGAUGAUUUACAAUGGUGUCCAGGAUCCGCUACAUGAGGGCACCAAGCGAGACUUCACAGCGAGGUUCGGCGUUCUUUCGCUUCUGCUCAUUCGUGAGGCUUCGUACUACCUAGUCACGCAAUACACGUGUCUGGUCCUGUCGUUCCUGAUUGUUAAAUUUCCCUCCUCAGGCGAGGAGCUAUGGAAGCUGGUCUAUUUCCAGUAUCCCGUGUCACAGUGGCUGUUCAUCAUCAGCCUGAUGUGUCUGGUAGCUACGCUCUGGAUCACCAAUCAGGUCAAAUCCGAGUUUGUCUCAAGGAAGAUGAUCAUUCUGUUCUCUAUCACGUACCCAUUCUAUCUGGUAUUGUCUGCGACCAUCGGACUCUACGGACAUGCUCGACAGAUCGUCAAGUACAGCUCCUGGAACCCAACAGCCAGAAAUUAAUGUCUUUUCUGUGCACAUGCUUUGGCAGCUUUGCCACUUAAUGUAUCUUAC
Molecule: messenger RNA, 1588 nt
Organism: Macroventuria anomochaeta
Lineage: Eukaryota; Fungi; Ascomycota; Dothideomycetes; Pleosporales; Didymellaceae
Product: glycosyltransferase family 2 protein
Exons: 2
Coding region: 20-1537 (505 amino acids)
Biological process (GO): proteolysis
Molecular function (GO): aspartic-type endopeptidase activity
Source: RefSeq, a predicted model, not a curated record